AUGGCCUCGUCUGCGCGCAGCCGCCGCGACGGCAUCCUCACUAGAGAAGGGCAGCAUCGGCACCCUCAGCGCGGUGGCGACGGGAGUGCUCGGCCCCGCGGCUGCUCGACGCCGUGCAAGCAGCGGCAGCAACCCCACGCCGCUCCUCCCUGGCUCGACGCCGUGCCCGAAGCAGCAACUCAGAGCAGGGCUGGGCGUGGCUCUCUUGGACGGGGGCUCCACGACGGCAUCCUCCUCCUCCUCGUGGUGGCCGCGCCGCCGCUCUGCGCCGCGCAGAGCCCCAUCUCGCAGCCCCCGUCGCCCGGCGCGCCCACAGCGUCCCCGCUCCUCCGCCCCGACGCCAACGGAUCCGCCUCCCCUUCCAUAUCCCCCUCCGCGGGGUCCCCCGACAAGGACAAGGCGCCGGCGGCAUCCCCUCCCGUGCCCACCGAGACGUCCCCGCUCCCUUCCCCCGCCGUGGCCCCCUCCUACGCGCACUCGCCGUCGCCGUCUCGUCCCUGCACUCCGCCGCCGCGCCCGCCCCUCCCCUGCUGCUGA
This is a messenger RNA of Aegilops tauschii subsp. strangulata, 537 nucleotides long. NCBI's taxonomy places the organism in Eukaryota, Viridiplantae, Streptophyta, Magnoliopsida, Poales, Poaceae. The record is from RefSeq and is a predicted model, not a curated record.